AUGCCCAGUGCUCUGUCUCUCUCGCUCCUACGUCGAAUCGCUCUCUCCUUCUCUCUCUAUGAUUGUUACAUAUUCAUGGGCUGCUACUGGUCCUACGCGAUCUACAUCACUUUAUUUGUGGACCAGGGUUUGGACCGUUUCUUUUAUAAACGACUUGCUGGCCAGCUGGAGUUGAAACACUACUACUGCCGGUCCGGGUCUGUGUACGAGCAAUACGCAAUAGCUGGCCAGCAAAAGAAACUCGUGUACGUCUACCGGCUUCGUCUUCUCAACACUUCAGUUAAAAGGAAGCGCUUACACAACUAUGAUGAUGAAGUUAGAGGUUUAUUCUCUGAUUUUAAAGCUUUAUUCGAUAAAGUGGUCUAUGAUGAUCCUGGUUCUGAUUAUGACGAAACUGAAGCAUGCUCUAUGCAAGAUGAAAUUUCGGACUUGUACAUUUCUCUGAUCAGUGACUUGAAAAUAGUGUUACCUGCUAAAACUAAAGAAGUAACACCUCCCACCCAACCAUCUCUGCGACUGCCCAAAUUUGAGUUGCCCAAAUUCAGCGGUAGCUACGAAGAAUGGGUGUUUUCCAAAGAUGGUCAGCAAACUGUACUCCGUGCUGUGCUCGACUCUGCAUCUCAACUUACAUUGAUAUCUGAAAGAGCUGUUCAGCUCAUCAGUGCCUCCCGUACUCGAGCACAUGAUGAAAUCCAAGGAAUUUCUGGCUCACUAAUUCAUUCUAGAGGAAUAGUGCACAUUGAUAUAUCUGCAGUUAAUGGUCAACGCUUAGCCUACCAUCAUCCAUGCUUGGUUUUGAAUCGUAUCACUUCACCACUGCCUCAGAUCCCAGUCUCACCUCAAGUGAAGGGAUCUUUAAAUGAUUUUGUUCUUGCAGACCCCUGUUUUGAUAAACCUGGAGAAAUUGAUCUAUUGAUCGGAGCUGAUUUAUUCGCUCUCUCACUGACUGGUGAGCAGCACUUCUUAGGCCAUAACCUGCCCCAAGUUUUAGGAACUAUAUUCGGAUUUGUUGUAAUGGGCAUAGCUCCUGUUGCUACAUCUGAGUUAUCAAUCCCAAAAACUGUUUCUUUUCUCACUACACAUGAUGGAGACCUUCACAGUUCACUUCAAAGGUUUUGGUCAAUCGAAGAACCCCCGACAUGUGUCAAGACUCAGUCAGAAGAAGAUGUUCUCUGCUUACAGCAUUUUGAAAGAACCCAUACACGUGAUAACUCUGGUCGAUAUGUUGUUAAGUUACCGAAAAGACCAAAUCAUCCUCUAUUAGGUGAAUCUUGUAGUACAGCUCAACUUAGACUUAAAGCGAUGGAAAGAAAAUUUGCUGCUCAGCCCGAAUUCAAAGAUUUAUACUCCGAAUUUAUGGAUGACUACAUCAAAUCAGGUCACAUGAGUGCAUGUGAGCAACCCCUUUCUGGUGAAUGUUACUAUUUACCCCAUCAUGGAGUAUUUAAGGAGAAUCCCCCUAAUUCCAAAAUACGAGUCGUAUUUGAUGGUAGUUCCAAAACAAAUAAUGGCGUCUCCCUAAACGAUAUCCUCAUGCCUGGCCCUAAGUUGCAGAAUGAUAUUAGUGAUGUCUUGCUGUACUUUAGGUGUCACAAGUUUGUGUUCACUUGUGAUAUACGACAGAUGUACCGCCAGAUUCUGGUGGCUGAAGAUGACAAGAAAUAUCAGUUAAUCUUUUGGCGAUCCAACCCUGAUGAAUCCCUUCAAGUCUUAAAGCUAAAUACCGUCACCUACGGUCUCAACUGUUCCCCGUUCAUUGCAAUCAGAACAUUACAACAAUUGGUCAAAGAUGAGGGUCACUCAUACCCCAAGGCGUCUGAGAUUCUAACUAAAUCAAUAUUUUAUGACGACAUCAUCGCUGGAGCAGAAAGUCUUGAUGAAGCUUUGUCUGCACAGAAUGAACUCAAGAACUUGCUCUCUAGAGGAGGUUUUGAACUCCGAAAAUGGAUUAGCAACGCACCCCAACUAUUGGACCAAGUCCCAAUUGAACACAAAGAGACUCCAGUGGAGUUAACUGAAAAUAGUGAAGCCUUCUUCAGUGUCCUAGGUCUAAAAUGGACUCCAGAGUCUGACAUGCUUUCUUACAAGGUUAAGGAUGUUGAAAUAAGUGCUAUACUUACAAAGAGAAGAAUAUUAUUUACAAUCGCUAAACUGUACGAUUUACCAGGAUUUCUUACACCCGUAAUUUUCUGGGCAAAAACACUUAUUCAGUAUCUCUGGACAACAGGGCUAACUUGGGAUGAACCUGUUCCAAAUGAUGUUAGAACCAAGUGGCAUUCAUUCUUAGAAGAACUCCCAAUAAUUCAAGAAUUAAGAAUUCCACGCUACAUUUCUACUUCUCUGCAUACGGCUGUGCAACUCCACGGCUUCAGCGAUGCUUCAGAGAAAGGCUACGCUGCUGUUGUCUACCUUCGUGUCACUGACUCUCAAGAGAAUACAAGGCUCUAUCUCAUCGUCUCUAAAUCAAAAGUCGCUCCUUUGAAAAGAAUUUCUCUGCCACGGCUUGAACUUUGUGGCGCUCACUUACUGGGAAAACUUCUUCAAUAUUCUUCAAACAUACUCUCUGCUCAUAUGAAGAUUGAAUCAAUCUAUGCUUGGUGUGACUCCACAAUUGUCCUAACCUGGAUACGUACUCUUCCAUACCGCUUGAAAGUCUUCAUUGCCAAUCGUAUUUCAGAACUCCAAGAAUUGGUCUCUCCUCACUCAUGGAAUUAUGUCAAAUCUCAAGACAACCCGGCAGAUUGCGCCACUCGUGGUCUUUCACCCUCUCAACUUGUGACUCAUCAUUUAUGGUGGAAUGGACCGGAAUGGUUACAGUCAUCGUCAGAUUCUUGGCCUAAGCCAAAAUUCACACCUGUUAUUGAUGAUGACACUCUUGAAAUAAGGCCAAAUCCUCUAAACGUUCUAGCAACCACAGAGAAGAUUAAACUCACUGAUUUUGAUAUACUGGAAAAAUAUUCAUGUUUCAGGAAACUUGUAAAUGUCAUGGCAUAUAUAUUGCGAUUCAUUCAUAAUCUACAAGCCAAUGAUUCCCGCAUCGGCCGACUUACUUGCCAAGAAACUUCGUCUGCGAAAUUAAGAAUUUUUAAACUCAUACAAAAUACAUCAUUUAAGGAUGACAUCUCUGCUCUCAAAAAGGGAUCUCAAUGCAGCUUAAAACUUGCUCGUUUAUCCCCAUAUAUUGAUGACAGUGGAAUAGUGCGAGUAGGCGGCAGGUUGAAACAUUCCAACCUUACACAAGAUGCGAAACAUCCAGUUUUGUUACCUAAAUCUCACUGUGCUGUCAAACUGUUGAUUAUGCAUUAUCACCUAAAGCAUCUACACGCAGGCCCUCAAUUGCUGCAGUCUAUUCUGUCUCAAGAGGUUUGGAUAUUAUCAGCCCGCAGCGUGAUAAGAUCUGUGAUUUUCAAGUGUCAAAGAUGUUUCAGACUUAAGCCUGUAAACAAACCUCCACUGAUGGGAGAUCUUCCUGAAACUCGAUUAAAACCUGUAAGGCCAUUCUAUCACACUGGCAUGGACUAUAGUGGACAUUUUGACAUUAAAGUUCAUUCAACUAGGAACACUCAACGGUUAAAAUCAUACCUCUGCCUCUUUGUAUGUUUUGCUACGAAAGCUGUGCACCUAGAAAUUGUAACAGACCUAUCUGUAGACUCCUUCAUAGCUGCACUAAAACGUUUUGUUUCUCGUCGUGGAUUGUGUGCCCACUUAUACUCAGAUUGCGGAACUAACUAUGUUGGAGCCUCAAAGCAACUCAUGAAAACUUUUCAGAAUUUCAUCAAGGAAUCAAACACUAAAGAUGCUCUUAACAACUUCGCGUUAGAUCACUCAAUAAAUUUCCACUUUCAACCACCAGCCGCUCCCCACCAAGGAGGCCUAUGGGAGAGUGCUAUAAAAAGUUCUAAAUAUCAUCUGAAAAGAGUCAUAGGCGAUAGAGUUCUAACACUAAUGGAAAUAAUAACACUCGCCACACAGGUGGAGGCUGUACUAAACUCGAGACCUUUGACAGCGUUAUCCGCAGAUCCAUCCGACAUCUCAGCCCUUACUCCGAGUCAUUUUCUUAUCGGCACUUCUCUUGUGGCAGUACCGGAACCAAAUCUUGAAGAAGUUCCCGAAAAUCGUCUCAACCAUUGGCAAACUGUACAAGCCCUACAUCAACGCUUCUGGCGACGUUGGCAUCAAGAAUAUUUACAUCAGCUACAACAAAGAAAGAAAUGGGAAAAGCCCAACAAGAAUCUAGAAGUGGGUGAUCUCGUUAUAAUUCAGGACCCUAGAACACCACCACUACUCUGGCCUCUUGGACGCAUAGUGAAGACUUCGCCUGGAUCGGACGGCAUCGUCCGAGUUGUCACCAUCAAGACUCAGCGGGGAACCUUCUGUCGUCCUGCUACCAAGGUGUACCCGCUCCCCUGA
Molecule: messenger RNA, 4410 nt
Organism: Macrosteles quadrilineatus (aster leafhopper)
Lineage: Eukaryota; Metazoa; Arthropoda; Insecta; Hemiptera; Cicadellidae
Exons: 4
Coding region: 1-4410 (1469 amino acids)
Biological process (GO): DNA integration
Molecular function (GO): nucleic acid binding
Source: RefSeq, a predicted model, not a curated record